AUGGCGAUGGUCGAAAAGGAGGGCUUCCUGCAAUGGCCGGGUAAGAUGCGUGAUACCCCGACUAAGAAAAACACACAUGAAUAUUGCAGGUUCCAUAAAGACAAAGGGCAUAACACGGAGGAUUGCUACCAAUUGAGAGACGAGAUCGAAAGGCUGGUGAGGCAAGGUUAUUUUAAACAUCUGAUUGACAGGAGAGCUGAAGCGGGUGAUUGCAGCAAGUCGCGAAGCCAUGAGCGACACCAGAAAGACGAGGCAGGAAAGAGUACAGCUCGAGAUAAUCCACCCACGAAGGGCAUUAUCCAUACUAUAUCAGGUGGACUGACGAAUAGAGACUCAAUGAGGUCGAGGAAAAAAUAUACCAAGGAGAGCAGGUCCAGAUACGGACAACAAGUGAUGCAUGUAGAAAAACAAGAAAAUAUAGUCUUUGGAGAUGAAGAUAUGAGUUCGGGUGCGCCUGACCAGAACGAUCCUAUGGUCAUAAAAAUGGACAUCGCCAACUACCAGAUACACAAAGUGUUGAUAGAUAAUGGUAGUUCUAUUGAUAUUAUUUUCAGUGAUGUUCUCAGGAAAAUGGACUUGAAAAAUGUGAGAUUGAAGCCAGUUCGGACACCUUUGGUCGGGUUUCGGGGCAGUGAGGUCGUUCCUGAAGGUGUGAUAGAGCUGCCAGUUUUCUUGGGGGAAGAACCCAAAAGAAAGACCUGCAUGGUCCAAUUUUUGGUGGUUGACAGUCCGUUCACAUAUAAUGUGGUACUAGGGCGACCCGGAUUAAAUAAGUUCAGAGCAGUGGUAUCUACGUACCACCUAAAGAUGAAGUUCCCCAGGCCGCAGGGAGUAGGGGAAGUGACAUGCGACCAACGAACGACGAGGCAAUGUUAUAAUUUGGCUGUUAAGCAGGGAGAAACAAUGAAAAAGGAAAAGAGAAAAGAGGAGAUGGACCAAGUGAAGAGGCAAAACGGGGAAAGAUGGAAAGAAUCGAGCCGUUGGAGGAAUAUAAGGAGGUCGAGUUAA
Sesamum indicum (sesame) is the source of this 1008-nucleotide messenger RNA. RefSeq lists its product as uncharacterized. Lineage: Eukaryota; Viridiplantae; Streptophyta; Magnoliopsida; Lamiales; Pedaliaceae. The record is from RefSeq and is a predicted model, not a curated record.